Messenger RNA from Trichoderma harzianum CBS 226.95, 798 nucleotides. RefSeq lists its product as hypothetical. The record is from RefSeq and is a predicted model, not a curated record. The coding region runs from base 80 to 535 and encodes 151 amino acids. NCBI's taxonomy places the organism in Eukaryota, Fungi, Ascomycota, Sordariomycetes, Hypocreales, Hypocreaceae. The transcript is spliced from 2 exons.
CUAGGCCUCGAGCAGCCCAAUUCGACAAUCUCACCGACAACUUGGCAUCAAGCCUCUACACUCUACACAAACAGCCAACAUGUCUGACGACUUUGAGGCGGUGAGAAACAUCUCCGGCGACCAGGCCAAGGCAAUCCUCCUCUCUCUUUGCACCAACCAUGUCAUUCGUGCCAAGGUUGCCUCUUACGCCAAGCGACUUGAUCAAGAGGCAUCAAGCAAGAAUCGGAAACCCGGGUCUACCAUUGCCAUCUGUGUGCAGUGCGACCAACCGUUUUAUGAAGAGGAUAACGAUGAAACUAGCUGUGUCCAUCACGAUGGCUUGUUAGAAGUCAAUUACAAAGCUGAGGUCUGGGAGGAAAUUGACGAUGAUGGCCCGUUUGGCUAUGAGGAAGAUGUUCCAGAGGGUUUUAACUGGAACUGCUGUGGCAAAAUCGGCACCUCUGCCGGUUGUAUAAAGAGCCCGCAUCAGGCAGAUCCCGAAAAGUCAAGCAAAAGUGAUCAUGCUCCGGAGAGCAAGCCCCAGAAUGAUGAGUAAGGGGAGAUAUACCGGAGACGCAUUCGAAGGGUUAUCGCUGAGCGCUUGGGUGUUUUGAGCAGAGUAAGCCAAGGGACAAGGUCGCAACGGCUACGGAGUAGUGGUGCAAGUCUUUCAAUCGGGUGUUUGGUCCAAGAUAUGAGUGCAGUUUCUGGAGUAAUGGCAUUAUCUUUGCAGACUUAUCUGUGUCAUCCUUCACUAGUGAACUGAAUCUGUUGAAUAAGCAAUAUGUUACUGGAACACAUCUCGAGAUCAAAUUGAUG